AGUCAAGCAAGGCCAAACAGUCAAACGGUGCGGAUUUGUGGAGGGAGCAAAGUGCAGCAGAGAAAGAAAGGAAGACGACGAUGAUCGAGAAUCUCACCGAGGAACAGAUUGCUGAGUUCAAGGAGGCUUUCAGCCUCUUCGACAAGGACGGCGAUGGUUGCAUCACUAUCAAAGAGUUGGGGACGGUGAUGAGAUCUCUGGGACAAAGUCCCUCUGAAGCUGAAUUAAGAGAUAUGAUCAAUGAGGUUGAUGCAGAUCAAAAUGGAACCAUUGAUUUUCCUGAGUUUUUGAACUUGAUGUCUCGCAAAAUGAAGGAUACUGAUUCUGAUGAAGAAUUGAAAGAAGCUUUUAAGGUCUUUGAUAAAGAUCAAAACGGCUAUAUUUCAGCUGCUGAGCUUCGACAUGUGAUGACAAAUCUUGGGGAGAAACUGACUGAUGAAGAAGUGGAUGAUAUGAUUCGAGAAGCAGACAUCGAUGGUGAUGGUCAGGUGAACUAUGAGGAGUUUGUUCGAAUGAUGCUAGCUAAGUGAUGGGACUUUUAUAUUGUCAAUGUUGUAUGGAUAUCGAAUGCUGUUGGUUUAAUUGGUGUUACGACUUUUGGCCACUGUUCGUAAAAGAAGCAGUUACAAAUUCUGUCAAUAUUAAUUUUCUGUGCUUUGAAUUUGUUACUUUUGGAGCAUGGGUGAAAUAUUAUGUCCUUGCAUCAUAUCAAUGAUGUUUAUAUUAGGAGCUGAGGAUCAUUCUGGCAA
Molecule: messenger RNA, 749 nt
Organism: Tripterygium wilfordii
Lineage: Eukaryota; Viridiplantae; Streptophyta; Magnoliopsida; Celastrales; Celastraceae
Product: calmodulin-like
Exons: 4
Coding region: 81-530 (149 amino acids)
Molecular function (GO): enzyme regulator activity; calcium ion binding
Source: RefSeq, a predicted model, not a curated record